UUGAAUUUAUAACAUGUUGGUUGUUAUCAUUUACUAUUGUGUUAUUUAACCUUUCGCCCUUUUCGAUCAUUUCGUAAGUAUGACUACAACAAUGAACCGAAUAUGUUUCCAAUUUAUUAGAAAAUACUCGCAAAGUACCAACAAGUUAAUUAUUUACGAGCAAUUAACUGGAGAAAGAAAAGGAAUCUCAUUGAUUGGAUUUAACAGACCAAAGCAGAGAAAUGCCUUGAGCAAAGAAUUGGUUGAAAAUUUGAACAACAUUGUAGAUCAAGUGGCCUGUGAUGAUUCCAACAGAGUUGUCGUUUUGCACAGUUUGGUUGCGAAGACUUUUUGUUCAGGAGCGGAUUUGAAAGAACGGCUGGGGAUGGAUCAACAAGAAGUACACCAUUUUGUGAAAAAAUUAAGAGGACUGUCGCAUAAAAUUUACAGCCUUCCAGUGCCAGUCAUAGCCGCUAUUGAUGGAGUAGCUUUAGGUGGUGGUUUAGAAUUGGCUCUGUCUUCGGACAUUCGUGUGGCUGCAGACAAUGUGAAACUAGGCUUGGUCGAAACGAAACUAGCUAUUAUACCAGGCGCGGGCGGUACGCAAUUUCUUCCACGUAUUAUAAAUCCAUCUGUAGCCAAAGAAUUGAUCUACACUGCGUCCAUUUUUGGUGGAAAAGAGGCGGAAAAAAUGGGCCUAAUUAACCAUCUUGUAGAACAAAACGGGGAUGGUAACGCUGCGUAUUUGAAGUCAUUAGAGAUUGCUCAAAGGAUUUUACCGAAUGGACCGGUGGCUGUUAAGAUGGCUAAACAAGCCAUAAAUAGAGGUAUGCAAGUCGACAUUGGCGAAGGUUUGGCUUUGGAGGAGGUGUGUUAUUCAAAGGUAAUUCCUACAAAUGACAGGUUAGAGGGUUUACAGGCUUUUAGCGAAAAAAGAACACCUAUUUACACUGGGUCGUAAUGUUUUAAUAAAACUUAAUUUUAUUAAAAACAAAUUUUUAUUAGAUAUUUCAAUAUUAGAACCAUAUAUCUUUAAUAAGAACGUAUUUUUAUAUAUUUAUAUAUAAUUUAUGUUUUCUUAAAACAAUUUUUUUAAUAUUUA
Molecule: messenger RNA, 1081 nt
Organism: Phyllotreta striolata
Lineage: Eukaryota; Metazoa; Arthropoda; Insecta; Coleoptera; Chrysomelidae
Source: the annotation of a GenBank genome assembly